Messenger RNA from Mya arenaria, 3098 nucleotides. RefSeq names its product E3 ubiquitin-protein ligase arkadia-A-like. The coding region runs from base 174 to 1697 and encodes 507 amino acids. Gene Ontology annotation, molecular function: ubiquitin-protein transferase activity. Gene Ontology annotation, biological process: protein ubiquitination; negative regulation of organ growth. The transcript is spliced from 10 exons. The record is from RefSeq and is a predicted model, not a curated record. Lineage: Eukaryota; Metazoa; Mollusca; Bivalvia; Myida; Myidae.
GUAAACAUUGCGCAAGAGGGAUCGAAAAGGAAACUAAAACACGAAAUUAAGAUUAAAAAUAAUUUACAGAAUUCGAAGCAAUUUCUGUAUUCAUACAGAAAUCGCAGCUCCAGAAUAUAACAGAGCUACUGGUACAAACUCUUCCUAAAGGCGUGAAAGGCCAUUCGCAGACCAUGCUAGCAAUGGCACAAUGCAAUACUGAAGAUUUCUGGACAGCAACAGGGAAUGAAAAUACCCACAGAACAGAAUCUCCAAUGGAUAUGGAUGAUCCUUUCAACAGCGCUUUUCCACCCUAUGGCCAACAUCAGCAGCAGCAGCAUACGGUGUCCCAACCAGGGCAAACAAGCCAAGGUCAUGCUUCAGCCUUCUCACCACCCAUGCCCCAACCAGUGCAAACAAGCCAAGGUCAUGCUUCAGCCUUCUCACCACCCAUGCCCCAACCAGUGCAAACAAGCCGGUGCCAGGCUCCAGCCUCCACACCACCCAUGCCCCAACCAGGGCAAACAAGCCGAGGUCAGGCUGCAGCCUCCACACCACCCAUGCCUCAACCAGUGCAAACAAUCCGAGGCCAGGCUCCAGCCUCCGCACCAACCUUUCCCCAACUAGUGCAAACAAGCCAAAGCCAGGCUGCUGCCUCCACAUCCACAAUGUCCAAGCAGCCACAUUGGACCAUGAAAACAGCUGAACAUAAUGUACCUCGAACAAACAACAGUGAACAUGACGAACAAAUUGCUAGAUUAAUGCAGGAAGAGUUAAACCAAGAAAGACAGAGACAGGUAGAGCAAGAUCGCCUGCAUUUGGAGGAAAUGCUAAGAACUGAGAGGGAAGAGCAAGAUCGCCUGCAUUUGGAGGAAUUAAUACAAGCUGAAAGGGAAGAGCAAGAGCAGCAAGACAGAAUGUUUGCCCUUACAGUGCAAGAAUCAUUAACCCAGGGAGAAAUAGCGAAAAGGGGUGGCCAACAUGUUAGAAACAGAGGACGGAGAGGUGUUUUGCAUCAAAAUAGGGGUCACAGAUCUCAAGGAAUGACCAGAGGUCAAGGUGAAGAGAGGACAAAUCAGGAGACUAUUGACCAAGAGUUGGCCCUUUCUCUACAGAGGGAGGAGGAUGCAAGGGAUGGGGCCGGGAACAGAGGGGGUUGGGCUGGGCCUACUAUGGUUCCCCCAGUUGCUCCACAAUCUGCAGGUAUUCUGCAGGAUUAUCAUCAAAUGCAACAGGAAAGGAGAAGAACUCGCCAGGAAAUACAACAGGCAGUGGCCGCCCGCCAACAGCAGUUACAGCAUCAUCACCAAUCUCAGCUCCGAGACCUUAAUGAGGCACAGCUGGAGUUCCAGAACCACCAUAGGAGACUAUGGCAGAUGGGCAGAAGAGGGAACUUUGUCAGGGUUCCUGCAAUGUUUGACGUCCCUGGCUUGAAUAAUAUAGGAAAUAGUUAUGAGUCUCUGUUAGAACUGGGAGCGCGCCUGGGUAAUGUUAGUAGAGGCCUAACCAUAGAGGAGUGCUCCACACUUCCGACCGAGAGGUACACACAGAGAGACGGAGAUACCGCGGACUGCAGCGUGUGUAUGGAGGAAUACAAGACUGGAGAUACACAGAAAAGAUUGCCCUGUCUCCAUAUAUUCCAUGACUCCUGUAUUGACCCAUGGUUAAAAGACAACGCAACAUGUCCGGUGUGCAGAGAGGUCGUUAAAGUUUCCUGACUCCAGAUGAGCGGCGUGUUAAAUUAACAUAAUGUUUUCCUGAAAAAUCAAAGUGAUUGUGAUACAAAUAUAGUGAUAUACAGUGAACAUAAAUAGUUGUGCAACUUUUAUGUAGGGAUGGUACGGUUGUGGGCAGCGGCUAUGAUUACAAGCAAGUCAUAUUUAAUUCAGCUUCACAAUAUAUUCUUAGCAUAUAAUGUGUGUCUGUAUUUAAUAUAGUUAUAAUUAUUUCAUGCCUUUUCUUCAUGGUGUAAUAGUUAUAUUCAAAGACGGGACUCGUAUUAAUGGUUUGUGUAGUCUGUAAACCUUGAACAUUAUUAGUUAAGUUAUAUUCCUAUUAUAAGAACUUUUUUUCGUUUCAUUUUUGAGUCACCACAUGCAGUGAUUUAUUUUAAAUGUGCUUUAGGGCAUCCCACAAUAUUUUCACAAUAAUUAUUUAUAACCAUGGAUCUUGAGAGUUCAAAGCAUAGCUUUGUUGACAUUUUAUUCAAAAACAAUUUUGUCUGAUGCUAAUGUAUAGGAAUAAUAGAUCUUUUUGAAAAAAGACGGGUAUAUAACAUUGGAUUAGCAUAAAAAUGAAUCACUGCCUGUUCAUGUUUAUUGUAUUAAAUGUAUAUAAUAUUAUAUUAGCCAUUCAAAUUGUUUAGAGUCAUUUAAGAUAUUAAAAUGUACUGUUGUAUAAGUGAUAUGAUUCAUUUCUUCAACUGCAUUCGUCUAAUUGCUAAAAUGCAGCUGUUAUUUAUUACUUCCCAAUACUGGAGCCUUCUUUAAAGAAAUAACACAGAAUGGUUUUUAUUUCCACACAUGAUUUUUCCCAUAGAGCAAGAACAAGAGAGUCACGGAGCUAUCACCAACGCUCGUCUGGUUCUGUUGAAUAAGGGGCAUUAUAUGACUUUUUUAAGCACGGGCUAUGGGUCUUCAUAUACAUGUGCAUAUUGUUUCUGGCUACAAUAUGUACCAAGCUUCAUUCGAAUAUCAUUAAAAAAAAUUGAGUAAUGGCAAAAGUUAAAGUUUACAAUACGACAAAACCAAGACUGUCAAAGUACCCAGAUUUUUUAUCUGCGAAAAACAGAUGAGCUUAACUACCCGUUUUCAAAUUAGUUACUUCUUAACGACUUGUUGUUAUGUCUUUAAACUCAAUAUGCACAUUGAUCAUGGUCAGUAAAUGAGCCCAGCUGGUAUUUGGGUCAAGGUAAUGGCGACCAUUACUUCAUUGGCCCUCCAAACAGGCAACACAUCCAAACGUUUGUGCACCUUAUGUAUUAAUUUUCCUACUUUGAAUGAAAAAGUGCAAUUCUGUUUUUCUGUUUUGUAUACACUGUUAUGUUUUAGUUAUCUUUACUCCUUAUCGCCCAUUAUCUUUUCAUCAUUAUUUAUCUGUGAUAAAAAAAUAAAAUAUAG